AUGUAAGAAAAUUAUGAAAAGAUCUAAUAUUCAAACCAUGAUUAACGUAUUCUUUAAAAAGAAGGAGAGGCAAUGCCUAUUAGAAUAACUAUAGAUUAUUCUAUGUUAGAUAAAAUGGAUUAGAAAAUAACCCGAUAAUAAAAAUAAUACUUAAAAGAAAUUAUGGAAACAUCAAAGCUAUUUUUGUAAAGACUUUUGAAAGUAUAACCAAUUAAAAAAAAUAACAUUUAUCCGGCAGAUUGGCCAAAUGAUUGUAUAGAAUUUGAUAUUCCUGAAAAUGAUAAAAAAAUUGGAAUUGCUAAUUCGGAUUUACACUUAUACAUAAUUUAUGAUAAUGAAUAUAUAGGGGAACUUGCAGAUGCCGUUUUGUGUGCUAUAUCUAAUGAAGGAAUCUAAAGACCGACGUUUGGAAGAGUUAAUUUUAACAUUAAAAGUAUGAAUAAAGAUGAUGGAGAACUAAAAUCUUUCCAGAAUGAUUUAGAAACAACUAUUCAUGAAAUAAUGCAUAUACUUGGUUUUUCAAAAAACAUGAUGUACUAUUGGUUAGAUCCUAUGACAAAAAAACCAUAUAAAGAUAGCUAUGAAAAUAAAUUAUUAAAAUAAAAAGUGUACUAAGGAAAAAAAAUUACUAUUUUAACUUCAUAAAAUGUGGUUGAAGUUACUAGAAAUUAUUAUAAUUGUAAUAAAGCAGAAGGAAUGUAUCUUGAAAAUACAGUAAAAAAUAUAUAAAUAAAUAUAUAAAUAUAUUAAUAUAAUUAUAAAAAUACUAUUAUAAUAUUUAUAUAUUAUUGUUUGAAUAAGGGCGGUGAAAGUACAAUUGAUUCUCAUUGGAAAAGAACAUUUAUUUUUAACGAAUUAAUGACUGGAUCUGAUUUAAAUGUUAAAAUUACUCUUUCUAUAUUUACAAUUGCUCUUUUAAAAGACACAGGUUUUUAUUCUGAAGUAAAUGAGAAUAUGGCCGGUUAGAUUUUUUGGGGCAAGGGUAAAGGUUGCGAUUUCUUUGAAAAGGCUUGCAUUACUACUAAUAAUUAAUUCCCUGAAUUUCCUAUAAAAUCAAAUGAUUUCUAAUGUUCAUUUGAGUAUGAAGGAUUUGGUGAUGUCAGAAAUAAUCAAGACUUAGACCAUUGUUAAAUAGUAUAUCCAGAAAUGGAAGAUCUUUGUACAAAUCCUAAUGCUAUAGAUGAUGAAGAAGAUUUAGAUAUGGAAGAGGAUAAAUUAUCUGAUUAUUCAACUCAAAGUAAAUGCUUCUAAUCUACAGCUGUUUAAGCCUCAUCUGAGUAUAUAUAUGAUAUUCCUGUUAGAUGUCAUAGAUUCAAAUGUUCUUCUGAUGCAUCUGAAAUAUCUGUUAUUUUCCCUGAUAUUUAAUUGCAAGUUUUAUGUGGAAUAGGGGAUUAAGGUAAAAAAAAGACUAUUGAUAGUAGUGGCAAAAAAGCUAAAGGUAAAAUCACAUGUCCUUCUGAUUAUAAUAGAUUUUGUAAUAGUUCCCGCAUAUGUCCAAAUUUUUGUUCUUAAAAAGGAGUCUGUGUAAACGGACAAUGCAUAUGCCAACCCGGAUAUGGAGGAGAAAAUUGUAUUAUAAAAUGCUCCGGAGUAGUCAAUGAUGGAAAGUGUAUAUAAUAAGGCACUUGUCCUUCAGGUAAAUUCAAGAACCCAGAUAAUACUUGCAAAUCAGAUUGUCCUUAAGGCCUAUAUGGAAAGAAUGGUAAUUGCGAACCAUGCCAUAGCAGUUGCUCUAGAUGUACAGGACCAUUACCUAAUCAGUGUAGUAAGUGUUAAUUUUUGACAUUAUUGCAAGAUAAUUAAUGUGUAGAUAAAUGUAAUGAGAAACAAGGAUAUAAACUUAAUUAAGCUUAGGGUAUAUGCGAGUCUUAGAUAUCCACAAUAUGUUAAGGAAAUUGCAAAACUUGCGAGAAAAUAAAUUCUCCUUUAUGUAUCACUUGCAAAUAAGGACAUUUAAAAUAAGCUGAUAAUUCGUGCUAAAAUACAUGUGCUAUGGGAUCUAAGUUAACUUAAGAUUCUUAAUAAUGUGUAAAACCUUUAGUUGGAUGUCUUUAAUAAAAAGAUUCUAAUACUUGUAUUACAUGUGAUACUGCUAAACGAUAUAGAUUAGGAUCAGAUAAAUAAUGUACGUUGUGCAAGGAAAAUUGCUCAUAAUGUAAUCCUAAUAAUCUAUCUGAGUGUCUUGUUUGCGAAGGACUUAAAUUUAAAAAUCAUGAUAGUAGUUGCGUAAAUUUAUGCCCUGGUGCUAGUUUUUAUUCUGAAAGUAUUGGAAAAUGCUAAUAAUGUCCUCAAAAAUGUUAAAAUUGCGAUGAAAAUGGUUGCAAAAAAUGUUAAGAUGGUUACUAUAUUGAUUUAAUAACUAAAGCUUGUACUUAAUGUCUUUCUAAAUAUAAUAAUUGCAAAAAUUGUGAUGAUCUCAUCUGUUUAUAAUGUAAUAACCUUUAAAAAUAAAAAUGCUAACAAAUCUCUGCUACAGAUGGAAAUAAAGGAAAUACUGUAAUUAAUGGUAACACA
Messenger RNA from Ichthyophthirius multifiliis, 2514 nucleotides. Its product is annotated as leishmanolysin family protein, putative. Gene Ontology annotation, biological process: cell adhesion; proteolysis. Gene Ontology annotation, molecular function: metalloendopeptidase activity. NCBI's taxonomy places the organism in Eukaryota, Ciliophora, Oligohymenophorea, Hymenostomatida. The record is from RefSeq and is a predicted model, not a curated record. Gene Ontology annotation, cellular component: membrane; cytoplasm. The transcript has a single exon. The annotation marks the transcript as partial.